AUCUAUAGGAACUACUUCCUAGCAGAUAUAUACAUAAACAUUGAUGUAGCAGUUCUUUUCAGUAAAUAAGCUGCGGUUAGCCAUGGUUCAGCAGUAUCAAUCGCCCGUAAGGGUGUAUAAAUACGCCUUUGAACUAGUUAUGGCGGCUUACGAAAAACGUUUUCCCACCUGCAAAAUGAUUCCAGUAUUUUUAGGAAGUGAUAUUAUUAAUGAUCAAAAGUCAUCAGAUGGUGCUGUACACGUUGUACAAAGGAGAUGUCGUCUUAACGUCGACGCUCCAUAUAUCUUAAAGAAGAUUGUUGGAGUGGAUCAUGUGGUCUUUAUGCAGAAAAAUACCCUAGAUAGAAGGUCGAGAACGUUAAAAAUCGAAGCAAGAAAUGAAAGUUUUUCAUCAAGAAUAUCAGUAGUAGAACAUUGUUUAUAUUCUGUUCAUCCAGAUAAUCCUGAAUGGACGUGCUUUGAACAAGAUGCAAGUCUUGAAAUCAAAUCUUUUUUCGGAUUUGAGAGUACAGUUGAAAAGAUAGCCAUUAAGCAAUACACAGCAAACAUUAAAAAGGGCAAAGAAAUCAUAGAGUUUUAUAUUAAAGAGUUAAUUGAUGAAGGCGUUACUCGUUUACCAAUUUGGCAGCCGGAGACUGAAGCUCCUAAAGGAUCAGAUGCAACACUAUCAUCGACAGAGUCAACACCGAGGAGAACUCUGAAUAGUAACGGUGAUGAUGAAGAAGAGACGUCAAACUGCGCUCCUAAAUUGGAAACUGAAUACAUACAUAGAAUACUAGGUGAUUUGACACCUUACCAAGAAAGUAAACUAGUACAGUUGAGAAGUUGGCUGCAGGCCAGUGAUAAAGGAAAAGUUCCUAGCGACGUGCAUCUUUAUCGGUUUUUGAAAGCUCGUGAUUUUCAAGUUGAAAAAGCAAGAGAAAUGCUUUUCCAUUCUCUGUCAUUUCGAAAAAAACAUUCAGUUGAUAAACUCCUAGACAGUUAUCAACCGUCACCAGUAAUUGCCCAAUAUUACUCAGGUGGAUGGCACUAUCACGAUAAAGACGGAAGACCUUUGUAUGUAUUGCGGUUGGGGCAGAUCGAUGUUAAAGGUUUACUGAAGAGCGUAAAUGUCGAUGGUAUUUUGAGACACGUUUUGGCCGUUAACGAAGAAGGACUUAAAAGAGCUGAGGAAGCAACUAAAGCGCUUGGUAGGCCCGUAACGGAUUGUACUUGUAUAGUUGACCUGGAAGGUUUAUCUAUGCGUCACGUCUGGCGUCCGGGUAUCCGUGCUCUUUUGCGUAUUAUCGAAGUAGUCGAAGCUAAUUAUCCCGAGACCAUGGGUCGCUUAUUAAUUGUUAGAGCUCCUCGCGUGUUUCCUGUAUUGUGGACGCUGGUUUCGCCAUUUAUCGACGAGAACACACGCAAUAAAUUCCUCAUCUACGGUGGUAAUGACUAUCAAGGUAGCGGGGGACUAGUAGACUAUAUAGACCAAAAAUUUAUACCAGAUUUCCUGGGUGGCCAAUGUUUAUGUGAUGUACCCGAAGGAGGCCUAGUACCCAAACAUCAUUAUAGGACUGCUCAAAUGGAACAAGAACUAGAAAGAUCUGAUGCACCGGCUGAUGAAAGCUCCUUCGACGUGAAAGGUUUAUACCAUAUUGCAUAUAUUCAAAAGGAUUAUCAGCACGAAGUUCUAAUUCAUGUUCCACAAAAAUGCUGCGCGAUUACUUGGGAUUUCGAUAUUCUUAAGGGUGACGUCACCUUUACCCUAUUAAGAAGUACCCUACCGCUGGCCGGUUCAGAACCUCACGAACACCAUGUAAGUGGUGCAGUAGGCGGUAUAGGAUCAACUCAAUACACUGAUAAGCAUAUGGUAGUUGGAGUAGAUCUGAGAAUUGUAGAGGCACCUCUCAUUUGCAGAGAAGGUGAUAGCGUUCAGGGCUCUCACGUUUCUAGCGUUCCUGGUAGCUAUAUUCUUCAAUGGAAAUAUUUUGAUUCGAAAAAUUCAUUCGAUCUACUAUCAAUGAAUAAAAGUAAGGUUAUGUAUUAUACGGAGCUUUUACCGUCCGAUAAGUUUAGGGGUUCGAUGACGUCACUCCAAUCCUGCCAUUCGGGUUUCUCUCAAUUAAGCGGUACGACUUCUCAUAGUGGCCAUUCUAUUGUUACUCAUUCAUCGUGUCCAUCCAAUUAG
Messenger RNA from Dimorphilus gyrociliatus, 2170 nucleotides. Lineage: Eukaryota; Metazoa; Annelida; Polychaeta; Dinophilidae. The record is from the annotation of a GenBank genome assembly.